Paramecium tetraurelia is the source of this 2262-nucleotide messenger RNA. RefSeq lists its product as uncharacterized. Gene Ontology annotation, molecular function: SNARE binding; zinc ion binding. NCBI's taxonomy places the organism in Eukaryota, Ciliophora, Oligohymenophorea, Peniculida, Parameciidae. The record is from RefSeq and is a predicted model, not a curated record. Gene Ontology annotation, cellular component: endoplasmic reticulum exit site; COPII vesicle coat. Gene Ontology annotation, biological process: endoplasmic reticulum to Golgi vesicle-mediated transport; intracellular protein transport; COPII-coated vesicle cargo loading. The transcript is spliced from 4 exons.
AUGAGUGUUCAUAGGAAAAUUUUGGAGAAGAGUGGCAGAUUGGAUUCUCUGCAAUAAUAAUAAUAGCAACCAGAGCCGUAGGCUUAGGAGUAUGGAAAAUAAAAUUCCGAUAAUUAAGAUUCUGAUGUUCUCAAGAAUUUGGAGGCAUGUGAAUAAUACAAUUCAAUUAAUUCCAUAAGGAGCACAUCCAGAGUGUUUCCCAGAACUAAAUAAGUUUAUAUGGAUGCCAAAAUUCCAUUUGCUGUCAUAAUACAACCUCAUGGGUAAUCCAUAGAAUAAGGAUUUCCUACUGUAAACUAUGGAAACAAUCCAAUAUUGAGAUGCCAGAAUUGCAGAGCUUACAUCAAUCCUUUUAUGGAGCAAUUGAAGGAAGAGGAGUACAUGAGAUGCAAUAUUUGUACAUGCAUUAUAAAAAUACCCAACAACCUCCUUAAGCCUGUAGAUUUAGAGAAGAGAUCCGAUUUGACGACUGGAUCAUAUGAUAUUAAGGCAGGGUAAGAGUAUUAGGUCAGACCACCAAUGGCCCCUGCUUAUUUUUUUAUGAUUGACGUGUCACAGAAGAGUUAAGAAUUACUAGGAAUUAUGGGAUAGAUCAUUAAAGAUAUGAUUUUGGAGGAUAAAUUUAAUGAAAGAACAUUGUUUGGAUUCAUUACAUUUGACACUAGCAUACAUUUGUACAACUUCAGUUCUAAACUUAAAUAAGUAUAAAUGUAUGUGUUAACUGAUGACAAUGAAAUGCCAAUGCCAGGCAAUUACUUGUUUGAUUUAUAGGAUUCUAAAGAUAUUAUUGUGGCCUUUUUGAAUCAAUUAGAUCAUCUAUUUCCUAAACCACAAUUGAGGAGCACUUAAUUCUUAUCAGCAUUUAAGUUGGCCUAAAAUAUCAUGUAAGACAACGGAGGUAAGCUGAUCAUCUUGACUUCCUCACCUAUCAAAGAGUUGAAUCUAACUGAUAACGCUAAAUCACCUCAGAAUCACUUUUUACCAACUAAUAAUGUAUUAAAGUAAAUAGCUGAAAAAAUGCAUUUGAACUACAUUUCUCCAUCAAUCUUUGUUCUACCUUGUGGGUUCAAUAAUGUUGCCACUCUAAAUCAAUUAGUCAAACUUUUGAAUGGUGACAUCUUUUAUUAUGAUGAUCCCACCAUUUAAGCUCAAAAAUUUUAUUACGAUUUACGUGCAAUUUUACAUAAAGAGUAUACUUGGGAAUCAGUCUUCAGAAUUCGAACAUCGAUUGGAUGGAAAAUCAAAAGUAUAUACGGGAAUUAUUCAAUUAAGAAUGCAGAUCUGCUUAAUUUAAUUUGUGCUGAAGAUCAAAAGGUAUUGAUGUAUGAACUAGAAUUGAAUCAACCUAGAGCCCCUUAUGAUAAUUUAUAUCUAUAAACUGCUCUACUCUACACAUCCACCAAGGGGGAGAGAAGAAUACGAGUUCAUAACUUUUGUAUUCCAAUUAGUAAUUCAAUAAAGACAAUCUACUCUUAAAUUGAUUAAUCAUGUUUAGCAAUCUCAUUGUAUAAGAUUGCUCUAUCUCAAUUAAAUAUUGCCAGAGAUGUCAAAGACUGUAUACAAACCAAAGAAUUCUUAAUUACGGCAACCAGAUCAAUAUCUAAUAAUUGUAAGAUUUUCAAAGAACCCCUUGAAUCAUUAAAUUCUUAUAUGUUAGGAAUCAUGAAAUCUUCUAUACUCAACUAUGCCUAUGAUCAAUAGUCAGUUCUUACAGAUCGUAUGAAUUACUUCAGAUCUAUUUUCCAGUAUUUAAAUGUUGAUGAAUUGGUUACUUACUUAGUACCUCAAUUAUACAAUAUUUCCAAUUUGCAAGAGCAGGAUUGCAUCUAUGAUGACAGUGGGUAUUUCAUAUAUCCAUAACCCAUUUCUUUGGUCUUGGAAGAGGUUUCGAAUGGGGGAUUAUUACUUAUGGAUUGUGGUCAUUGUUUGAUACUUUUUAUAUGCAAAAUACAUGAUGAAAACCAGAUGUCUGACAUCUUUGGGAAAUAGUAUUGUAGUAUCAAUUUAAUUGAGGAUAAUUUAUAUUCCAAUUCCAAAAACAUUAUUAAUGAUAAACUACAUUAUCUAAUUGCAGAGUUGAGAAAGUAAACAUUCAAUGUUAUUGUGUUUAGCAAUAAGUACACUAAGUAUGCACCAUUGUAUAUUGUGAAGUAAGGAUGUAAGAGUUAUUGGGAGGAUGUCUUCUUUCAAAAUUUAAUUUACGAUGAUUUUAAUAAGAAUUAUAGAAUGGGAUAUAAUCAGUUUGUACAAUAUAUUGGUUGA